UACAAAAUGGACGGCAAUAAAGAUGAGGCACUAAAAUGCCGUAGACUUGCUGAGAAUUAUCUCAAAGAAGGGAACAAAGAGAGAGCUUUUAAAUUUCUCCAUAAGGCACAGAAGCUUUAUCCAUCGAAAGAAGUUGAAGAUUUAAUUGAAAGUUUGUCAAAGAAUGGUAUGUCAACUGGAGCCAAACAUGAGACCAGGGAUGAGAAUCUACGUCACAGAGCAGCAAAUGGUAGUGCCACUCAUAGUGCUCCAGAGGAGAAAAAUUAUACACCAGAACAGGUGGAGGCUGUCAAAAAGAUCAAAAAGUGUAAAGAUUACUAUGAAAUCUUGGGAGUUAAUAAGGAAGCUACAGAACCCGAGUUAAAGAAAGCUUACAAGAAGCUUGCACUGCAGUUUCACCCAGACAAGAAUAGGGCACCAGGGGCAUCUGAGGCAUUCAAAGCCAUAGGCAAUGCUUUUGCAGUCCUCUCAGAUCCCGAGAAGAGAAGGAGAUAUGAUCAGUAUGGUGAUGAGAAUCCUCAGCCACAGAUUUACAGGAAUCAUAAUGAUUAUUCCAGAGGAUUUGAAGCUGAUAUUACCCCAGAAGAACUAUUCAACAUGUUCUUUGGUGGGUUUGGUGGAAUUUCUGGAGGUCGUGUAUUUAUGCAGAGAAGACAUAAUCAUGGUAGGCGCCACAGGCCUCAGCAAUUUCAUGAAGAGGAAGAAAAUGAGCCUCCGUUGUUGCACUCGUUAUUGCAGUUUAUGCCAAUCUUGUUAUUAGUAGGAUUAUCACUGAUGAGUAGCUUUAUGCUACAAGACCCACCUUAUUCAUUAUCUAGAACAGGUUCCUAUUAUAUUCGAAGAGAAACACCCAAACGCAAGAUUCCCUUUUAUGUUCAGGAAGGAUUCGAAGAUCAAUACGAAAAUAAAAUUCAUAUGAUAGAAAAAAGAGUGGAAGAUGACUACAUAGGCCGACUCCAGUCCCAGUGCUACAGAGAGAGACAAUACAGAGAAGAAGUGCGAGCUCGUGCCCGUUUUUGGCGAGAUCAGGCUCUACUGAAUCGAGCAAAUGCAAUGCCGAUGAAAUCGUGUGAAGCACUGGAAAAAAUUCCCGUUUGA
This is a messenger RNA of Pocillopora verrucosa, 1098 nucleotides long. RefSeq names its product dnaJ homolog subfamily B member 12-like. Gene Ontology annotation, biological process: cellular response to misfolded protein. Gene Ontology annotation, molecular function: Hsp70 protein binding. NCBI's taxonomy places the organism in Eukaryota, Metazoa, Cnidaria, Anthozoa, Scleractinia, Pocilloporidae. The record is from RefSeq and is a predicted model, not a curated record. Gene Ontology annotation, cellular component: endoplasmic reticulum membrane.